UCUAGGCACCAUAGCUUUGAGGCAGUUGAAGAAAGUUUUUUUUUCCUGAUACAGUUUUCUCAAGUGUUGAUUCGCUAAAGCAGAUUCGAACCCGAACGAAAAUGUCUCUCAUUCUUGCACCGGCAUGCACUAUUUGUGCAAAAACAAAAAUUUCAAUUUCGUGUUCGAAAUGCUGCCACAUUUAUUGCGCUGAUUGUUUCGGUAUACCGAACGAUAGCGCUGGAGAAAAAAUGCGACUGGUUUCGCUGCUUUCAACCCGACUUUGUUUCCGAUGUAAGCCCGUGAAACAGGAGGAAAAUCCAUCUGAGAACGAUGGAGAACAGUGCAGAGUUCAUGGAAAAUAUUUUAGAUUGUUCUGCCUCAGCUGCGAAGAAAUACUUUGCGACGAUUGUUUCCUUUCGGAGGGAGCACAUAUGCGUCACAAAAUCGACUUUGUCAAGACCGUUUACAAGGAGAGACGAGCAGAGACCGAGCGGAAGUUCACUCUUCUGCAAGAAUCACAGAGUCACAAUGUUGAGCUAUACGAGAAAAAUUUGGAAAGUAUUGAAGCCGCGGGACAGUCGAUUUUGGAUGAAAUUGAAGUAAUUUACGAACGAACGAAGCAAAGCGUCAACCAAUUCACUAAGGGACGAAAAUGUGUACUUGAGGAUCAGAUGGAGCUGCCUGCCAAAAGGCAGAAGCUAAAUGACACCUUAUAUAAACUGGUAACUCAGUCGCCACCGGUUGAGUUCCUCAAAGAGCAUGCCUUUGUUAACUGGCAGUGCGAUGAAAUGAUGUCCUGUGCUACUCCCGAUCAGUUUGCUCCUAUGCAGUUUGACGAUAUUGGAUGCGAGUUGGUUCCCUCGUACGAGAUGCACACGUACACUUUGGCUAAUUUCAAUCUUUCGGGGUACUGGUCACAUAAUCGGACGAUUUCCGAUAUUCCGUGGAACAUUUACCUGAGCAAAAAAGAUAAUCUUUCCAUCAGUGUCGAUUCUAAUGUUGAUGCUGCAAAUAAUAAAUCGUACAAAAUGGUUGUAAUCGUUCCUCACAACGAUAUUCGGAAGACGAUUCAAAAAUUGUUUAUUCUUAAUGGAGUAUCCAGAGAGCAUAGUAUUGCAUCGGUCUCAUUACUUCAAAACGAGGAAUUUAUAAACUCAAGUGGAGAGCUCAUACUGAAAAUAGGUAUCAGAUCAACUAAUAUAGUCGUCGAAAAUCAGGUUUUGAGAGCACAGAAACAAGAAUUGAAACUGAAAAUCGAUGAACUAGAAAAUCAGUUGUCAUCACCGGAACGAGAUAUCAAUUGCAAAUUUUACAUUAUGCACUACAAUCUGAAUUUCUCAAAGCAGUCGAAGAAACAUCAAGUGGCACACCAUUCGGCAAAUCUUUUGGAUCGCUCUAAUCGACGCUGGUGUCUUCGAGUGUAUCCAAUGGAUGUCGCAAAGACAAACACGAAUCUUAAGGCGUAUAUAGUGCUGCGCAAAGGCGCUCGCACGAAGUGUCGUUACUUUAUUGAACUCAUGCACGACAAUCCCAGAAAUAACGUGCUUCUUUGCGCGGAAAGUUUUUUCGAAUCGUUGAAUACUGGCUACGGAUGGAAUGCUUUUAUAGAUCGCAAAAAGCUGCUGAGCGAUGUUGGGUACUAUCCGAAUGGGGUACUGCGCUUUAGAUUUGGUGUACAUCCGAUUAAUAAGUGAUUGUUAGGCCAGAUUGUCAUUAGUUUCAUCACCAUUCAUUCGCAGAGAAAAUAAAGUUGAACAGUUUAUUGUUGGUUCUAUUCAGAAAUACUAAUAAAAUUGUUAUGUAUCAGUUGG
Messenger RNA from Toxorhynchites rutilus septentrionalis, 1793 nucleotides. RefSeq lists its product as uncharacterized. Gene Ontology annotation, molecular function: ubiquitin protein ligase binding; tumor necrosis factor receptor binding; zinc ion binding. The transcript has 3 exons. The coding region runs from base 102 to 1676 and encodes 524 amino acids. Gene Ontology annotation, cellular component: aggresome; peroxisome. Lineage: Eukaryota; Metazoa; Arthropoda; Insecta; Diptera; Culicidae. Gene Ontology annotation, biological process: negative regulation of centriole replication; protein autoubiquitination. The record is from RefSeq and is a predicted model, not a curated record.